ACUCUUAAAUUCCGGUCUCUAAUCUGCGAUAUGAGAAUUGUUUUGUAAUUGGUGAAAUUCGGUUGCAAUCAAUACAAAAAUCUUUGUUUUCCAUUUUAAAUUUUGUGUUGGAUCUCUCUAGCAUCAAAUGAUAGAUACAAAAUAAAUGAUGGCAUGAUACUAGUAAUGUUCCAAGAAAAAUCACUGGACUAAAAGCUGAAAGAGUCCUAUGGACUGGAUCAGUUCCCUGCCGGAUGAUAUCCUAUUGAAGAUACUUUCAUCACUAACCACAAAAGAUGUCUUGAAGACAAGUCUUUUGUCUAGUCGAUGGCGGAACCUUUGGAAGUUGGUUCAUAAACUCGAGUACAUGGACUGGACUGGGAAUGGUGAUGAUUAUGCGAGAUUUAUGCUGUUUGUGGACAGGUCUUUGCUAUUAAACGAGGCUCCGGUCUUAGAGAGUUUGCGUUUCUGGUUUAUCAGCCGUUGCAAUGAUGUAGAUAUCGGAUUUUGGGUUAGAACUGCAGUGGAACGAGGUCUACGUAAGUUCGAAUUAUGGCCUUCCAAGUUUGAUGAGCCUAAAAGAUUACCUCAAAGCUUGUUUACCUGCGGAACUCUCGUGGUACUUAAACUCUACAAUGUAUCGCUUGAGGAUGUUAAAUUCCCGGUUAGUUUCCCGUUACUCAAAACAUUGCACCUUGAUUGUGUGAUUUACUUAGACGAUGAAUCCCCUCGGAAGCUUUUCUCUAGCUGCCAGAUUCUUGAAGUCUUGCUCGUGGAACGAGUACCAGAAGACAAUGUAACAAGCUUUUCUAUCACGGUGCCUUCACUCCUAAAGUUCAACUAUCAUAAUAUAGAUUCUAGUGGAGGUCCGUUUGCGUUGCAUGCUCCUUCAUUGAAGAGCUUAGAGAUCGAAGAUAUUGGUCACGAGUGUAUGAUUGAGGAAAUGCCUGAGAUCGUGGCUGCAAAUGUUGAUGUUAUCUAUUGCAAAUGCGACAAUCUCCUCGGUUCUCUUACAUCUCUCAAACGCCUCAAGCUGUGUUUACGCUCAGAGUGGCUUUUCCCUACUGGUAAAAUCUUCCAUCAGCUUGUAGACUUGGAGUUUUGCACAUGUGAUACAAAAUGGGAUCUACUUAUGUGUCUUUUCAAACAUGCUCCAAAACUCCGAACUCUCAAACUCAGAAAGGGACAUAUCGCCAGUGAUACUGAAGAAACAAUAUAUGAUUGGGAGGAGUCCAGAUCUGUUCCUGAAACGUUCGUGCUCGGACUUGAAACUUUGGAGUGGAGUAACUACAGAGGAUUGAAUACAGAGAAAGAAGUCGUGAUGUUUAUCUUGAAACAUUCAACGAGUUUGAAGAAAGCGACCUUCAAAUCGACACUCACCACUUUGAAGAAAAAAUAUGGGAUGCUCGGAGAGUUGGCAGCUUUGUCUCAAGUUUCAACAAGUCACUUUGUCUUCCGCUGAAGAGUCCGAAACCCGUCAGGAUGGAUUCUUCUUAAAACCAUUCGCUCUGUUUCUAUUAUUCUUAAAAACCAUUUGCUCUGUUUUCUCUUCUUUAAAAACCAUUUGCUAUGUUUUCUCUUCUUAAAACCAUUUUGAUCUGUUUUCUCUUCUUAAAACCAUUUUGAUCUGUUUCUAUUAUUCUUAAAAACCAUAUGCUCUUUGUUUUCUCUUCUUAAGGAACCAUUUACUUUGCUCCUAUUCUUAAAACCAUUUGUUCUGUUUCUAUUCUUAAAUCCCUAUUUGCUCUGUUUCUCUUCUGAAAACCAUUUUGCUCUGUUUUCUCUUCUUAAAACCCAUUUGCUCUGUUUCUAUUCGUAAAACAACCCAUUUACUCUUAUGGUCUUACA
This is a messenger RNA of Capsella rubella, 1827 nucleotides long. Its product is annotated as FBD-associated F-box protein At5g56370. Gene Ontology annotation, molecular function: protein binding. NCBI's taxonomy places the organism in Eukaryota, Viridiplantae, Streptophyta, Magnoliopsida, Brassicales, Brassicaceae. The transcript is spliced from 4 exons. The record is from RefSeq and is a predicted model, not a curated record. The coding region runs from base 209 to 1441 and encodes 410 amino acids.